Messenger RNA from Cygnus olor (mute swan), 5618 nucleotides. RefSeq names its product sushi domain containing 5 (gene SUSD5). Bases 183 to 2120 code for a protein of 645 amino acids. Lineage: Eukaryota; Metazoa; Chordata; Aves; Anseriformes; Anatidae. The transcript is spliced from 5 exons. Gene Ontology annotation, molecular function: hyaluronic acid binding. Gene Ontology annotation, biological process: Notch signaling pathway; cell adhesion. The record is from RefSeq and is a predicted model, not a curated record.
GCUGGCCGGACAUCUCCCCCCACCUUCCCCUCCCCUUCACACCAGCCAAGUGAAGGAUUCCUCUCUCCCUCCCUCUCCCUUUCUUUUUCCACCCCUCCCACCUUCAGUGCAAACCCAAGACGCAGGAUCCUGCCGAGGGAAAGCAGCUCCUUGAAAUCAUCACUGCUGCCCCUGCUGCUAACAUGCAGACGAGGAAGGAGAAAAAGACUCCACAGCCACUCUCCUGCGGCUGGGGCUGGGGGCUUCGCAGUGGGGCGAUGGCUUUGGGCUCUCGGAAAUUAUCUCUCACCUUCGUCCAGGGCAUGGGAUCUCUCUUCUUCAUCCUUCAGAUCAUCUCUGUACGGGCUGAUGGGAAAGUGUUUGCACUUGAGUCGAAGAACAACUCUCAGGGUCUGGAUUUAGCUGAAGCUGAGAAAGCUUGUGUUGACCUGAAUGCUCGCUUAGCAACUGCAGAAGAACUGAAAAGGGCUGUUCAGGACUGUUCCUUCACUGGCUGCACCACAGGAUGGCUUGCUGAUGGCUCUGCUGGGACAAUUAUAUGCAGAAAGACGGGCAGCAAACAGCAGAGCGUGAAAGCCAUUGAUGUUAAAAUUGAAACCGAUCCCUUUGUGAAUGACCAGUAUGAUGCUUUUUGUGUAAAGGAUGAAGACAAGCCAUGUGGGGACCCGCCGUCCUUCCCUCACACCAUCCUGCACGGCCAUACUGGCUUCGAAAUGGGGGAUGAGCUGCUGUAUGUUUGUGCUCAGGGGUACGUCAUGGGCAACAAGGAGGCGGCAUUCACGCUGCUCUGCGACACUUGCGGGGAGUGGUAUGGGCAGGUUCAGGCCUGUGUCAAAGAUGAAACUGAGGCACACAUUGACUAUGAAGAUAAUUUUCCUGAUGACAGAUCAAUACCAAUUGUUGAGAAUGAACAUGCCAAUGGCAAAGAGGAAAUUGAGCAGGAACAAGAACAGCCUUCCUUCAGUAAGAAUCCAGAGGAAAGAAGAACUGUAAGUACCAGAGGGGUUACUCAUGACACAGAUACUUCUGAAAAAGGAAGCAGGGUACCAACUGAAUCCCCUGUUUCACUCCUAAGCCAAAAAAAUUUGUUUUGGUUUCCAUCAGAGGCUUUCAGUGAGCCUGAAUCAGAGAAAGAGACAGAUGAUUCUACUAAAGUACAGUUUUCUGAGGGUGAUAACCAUAUUGGAGUGAAGACAGUCUAUGAUGAACCUGGUACCAAAAUGUUUUAUGACAGUGAGGACUUCCCCAUUGGACCCAUUCUCACAACUAAUGAUACAAAGGCAGAGAUAGAUAGAGUUGCCAUUACUGAUGAGUCUUGGUUAGAUGGCUAUCCUGUAACACAACAAGUGGUAGAGGAUGAUGAAGAGGAGGGGGAUAAAGUUGAUGGAUCGAUGGGAACAGAAGAAGACAUUGUCCUCACAACUGACCAACCAAAUCAUGUUGAAGUUAGAAAAUUGGACAAUGGUAGCCCAGUUCCAGAGAAAGGUUUAACACAAAUUGUGGCAGCAACAACGAGGAUAGAUGAUGAAGGGGCCAAAGAGACACCGGUACCACCUACAUCAGUGGGCGGUCUGGAGGACUUAAAUGUGAGCAGAGGUUAUGAUGAUGCCGCAUGGGACCACCCAACUACAUCUCUGGAAACUGUGACUCAGGAGCCCAGUACAACGAUGCUGUUGGACAUAAGCAGCCUAAAAACAUCCAUGUCAGAAACCUCUAUGAUAGUCAGCCCGUUUGAUCACACUACCUAUGAAGAAGCAAAAGGAACAACAGCCUACCCAAUGCAAGUAGCAACCACGGCACCAGCUCCAAAUAUCAUUACUGACACAUCACCCCAGGAAUUAGCUGAGCAAGAAAAUCUCACACAGGGCCUUGGAGAAAACCCUGUCCCCACUUCUGAACCUUGUGAGGGAGAGGAUUGCCCCAAGUCAAGUAAAGGUCCUAUCAUAGUGGUAAUUGUGAUUCUUCUGUGCUUAUUACUGGUUGCAGCUGUACUGGCUGUAUGUUUUUUCAAAAAACAGCAGCAGAAAAAUUCUGUCUAUAAACUAAAUGGAAGGUGUCAACCCAGGCAUCACUGCUACCACCACUACCACCACCAACACAUUGAAAUGCAGAAAGUCUAACCAGGGGUCUUUGGGGAGAGAUGCUUGAUAUCAGAAGAAAAACAUAUUGAUACUAGAAGGAUCACAUGACUCUUGGAUACUAAAAUUCAGCAGUGCAGAAAGCAGAAAAAAAAAGCUAAAAGAACAUAGAAGACAGAAAAGAUUUCAUCUGAUUGAAAUCGCAGUUUAGCAUAUCUGACCUUUCAGAGCUAAAUAAUCUGUAUGUUUUUAUCACAAGAGUCUUUGGGAGACAGCAGGGCACAGUUUGCUUGCUAGUGCAUCUACAAUUAGUUCCUCUUUUACAUUUUGCUCCUAUUAAUUGAUUAAUUUUUGUGUUACCUGGUUAUAAUCUAAUGGCAGGGCUGGUCAUGCCUUCUUGGACUAUUCUCAGUGGAACGGGGAAAGAAGGAGGAAAGGAGGGGAGAAGGAUGUUUUUGGAGCAACCACACAUUUGCUGUUUGUUCCUUUUUGAGAACCUGACCAAGUUUGUCAGGAUAAACCACUGUAACGAAUUAUUGCUUGACAUGUCUUUAAAAGAAGAACUAUUUGCUACCAUACUUUAAUGGAUAGUAUUGCAAUGAUUACUAAGGUACUUUUCUUCAGUGUAAUGAAUUUAACAAGCCAAAAGUGUUGGAUCGUUAUGAUAUUUUUAUGAAAGGUGUUCUUUUUGCCUUAGUGAAGAAGUGCCAUUCUUAUACUAACUUUUUAUAGAAAUGAUGAUGCCUCCCUGGAAUUCAGAGAAUACUGCAAAGGCCAUACUUCCUUUAAUGUCAGCAGGAGAGGAGUCAGAGCACUUUUGAUUUCAGGUGUUAUGAUGAAUAGCCUCAUAUUACAGAGCAGACAGUGAUGAAGUACUUUGCAGGGGAACCUAACCUGAAGCCAUUCGCUUUUCUGAAUGAUAGCUACUGACCAAGAUUUUGAGUUUUAAUUCACAGCCAGUAGUACCUCUGGCAACUGAAGCUACAUGUAACAUUUCUGCCAUAUGAGUUCUGUGGAAUGACUGAUUUUCACCAUUCUGCUCUUUCGUCAGCUGAAGAGGUGUCUGGGGUGGGCAAAGAUCGGUGAUGGGAGAUGGGCAACUGUUUUGAAUGCUGCUUUUUGUAGUCUUAAAGGUAAAGUGAACUUAGGAAAGAGAGAAAUUGCAUCCACUUGACAAAAUGCAAAAAGUUGACUUUUAUACUGGGUGUUUGCAUAAAAACAUAGAGGCUUUUCCAACAGCAUGUUCCAUGUCAAACAGUUUUGAAAAUAACUAUGGAUAGAGAGGAAGAUGGAGGAAGAUGUUUUCUGGAAUCCCUUCAAACAGUUCUGGUGUGAUUAGUAUGAAAUAUUCUUCCUUAACUUUCUGAAUGAAAAGGAGAAAGACUGACAGCUCUGAAUAAUCUGCAGGUCAGAAAUGAAUUCAUCUGCCACUAUGUUGUACAACCUUAGCCAAAAUGCUCGAGCACUUAACACAUCAAAAUACUAAUAAAAGGUGACUCGGUGGAGUCCACCCAAUUUCAUGAUCUGCCUUGAGUCACAGUAGCAAUCACCUCUAACUCCAUGGAAGUUAGUUAACUUUAUGAAAUGGAGUGCAGAAUUUGGCCCGUCAUGCAUCAAUGCAUGCAUCCAUCAAUCAAUCCCAAUGCUGGUAAGGAAAACAAAGAUUUUUUAAAUGACAGAUAUACAAUAUCUUGGAGAAUUUGUCCUCAGUGUGUUAAGAGUUGAAUCUAAUUGCCUGGCAAAAGCCACAAUAAUCAAAGAACAACAGAAACUGUACAGAUUUGUAAAUACUGUGUUCUCUGACAUAUGCAUGACUUUAUGCUUUUAAUGCAUUCUAAAAUAUGAAAUAACCUAGAUUUUCUGUUGUAAACUAUUUUUUUUAUGCAGCAGUUUUUAAAAAAGCAAUGGAUUUAGCACUAAGGAACUUUAUGGACACUGUUAACUCAACUAAAAUAUACUGUGUUUAAUCUUAUGGAAAUAUGCUGAAAAUGAACACAGGAACAUCCAUUAAAAUAUUGUUUAACUGAAAGGUACAAAUGUGUGUUACAGUUCUGUGAAGUAUUAUCCAGAAUGAAAAGUCUUUACUGUUUGUCUCAGGAACUGAACUGUAAAAAUGAGACUCAGAAUAUAAUUACAAACACAAACUGUACAGGGAUCUUAUUUGAGAGACAGAAAUACUUGUUAUUCAUGAACCAGAAGAAAAUGUACAUUAACACAAUGCUUUGGAGGUAUUUAAAUAAAAAUCAAGUUAAAGAAAAGCGAAAGGAAGCAGUUGUGUGUGUUCUUGUGCAAAUCAUCCAGUCUACCUACAUAUUUAUGGAAAAAAAGACAAGUCUGGCACUUGGAUAAUUCUUGUAGAAGACACUUUGAUAUUAAAAAAUUAGCUGAAAAGUGUUCAGCUUAGGUUCCUAUUGCAUUUCUGCUCAGAAGAGCAUCCACCCCCAUGCAGCAGCAUCUGCAUGUACUCACGGUUUUUAUUUUACUAGAAUGAUUCAUGGAGUUUGGGGAAAAAAAAAAAGAGAAGAAAAAAAAAAAAAGAGGGAUAAACAGUCCAUGAAUGAUAUAUUGGACUUAGACCUCCUCUCAUGUGUGAAACUUGGCUGGUCAAAGACAGUAGGGAUGGAGAACAACCAAUACAGCACAGUAAGUACAAAAUCUGAAGAUGAUAAGGCCAAAAUACAGGGAUGAAUUGCUCAGUACAGGCAGUAAGAGCUAGAAGUGACGGAUGUGGGUUGAAGUUAGGAAAGGAAGAAGUAAAGGUGGAAAUAUCAGGCAUGAUUUUGUGAUGAUAUCUAUUCAUUAAGAGAUGUUGUCCUGUGAUGAAAAUCAUGUAUUAUACUCUUUUAGGAAAGCCACAUAGAGCAGGAUGGCCAGAGUUAACUCACCAGCACCAAGACUAUGAUAUUCUACCUCUCCUCUCUUUUCCUUUGUCCACAAUUACCUAUUAGCUGGGCCAGGAGAUCAUCUCCUGCUGCAUCUUGCACCAUCCUGUAUGAAUUUGCUACCAGGCAGGAUGAGAAGUGAUGCUGUGACGAGUCAUGUUAAAGCUACUGAGAGUCUUCAUGGUAGCCAGCCUUUCUCUUGGUGGUUGUUUGGGGUUCCAGACCUUGGAAAAAAAAGGUGUUUGCUCCCCCUUAUACAGAAACAUUAGAAUCACAGAUCUUAUGUGUUUGGUAAGUUCUCAGCCUGAAAUCCCCUUCUUUAUUUCCAUGGUUAUCCUUGUAUUUCCUAGAUAGGGGAUAAUAUACAGUUUAUUGCACUGUACUGGUUUAUUGCAUACUGUACCUUAAAUUUUAUUGUGUUGAGGAUCUGUUGUUGCAAGCAUUGAAGCCAGCAUAGAUUGAUUUUUUUUUUCUUCAGUGAAAAUAAUUAUUUUUUUAAUAUAUCCAGUAAUUUGUAGCGCUAACAUAAUACUACCUGUGAAAGAUCAUAAUAGGUAGCCAUGAAUGACAAUUUUAAAAAUUAGUUAUAGCAAGAAAUUAUUCAAUAGUUGUAAGACUUGUUAAACUACAGGGUUACCACCAGUUCAGGAAGAAAUAU